AUGGAGCUCCACGUCACGUGUUGCCAGCCCUGCAAGCAUGGCCGACGCGCCCAGGCUCUGCCCCCACGGCCGCUGGAGGCCACUCUUCGCAUGGCGGGUACCAGAGCAUCCUCAGAGGGGCGCCGGCUCACAUGCGACUCCAGUUACCACCGCAGACUAGCUGCGGCCGGAAAGCUCACAGCCAAUACUCACCCACUGGGGAUACUGUUUUUCUUCACCAUGAUGAGGGAGAUGUCAGAAGAGACAGGUAACGUGUCAGUUGAAUAAAUUGUAGACAAGGAUCUGCAAAAAGAUUUAGUUGCAGAAGAAAAUCAGAACAUAAUGGAAACAUUGAGAGGCAAAGUAAGAGAAAAGCUAAAAAAUGCUAAGAUUAAUCAAGGUGAAAAGUCUUCAGCUCAGUUCAUUGAUACUAAGAUAGACCAAUGGUGUAAGGCUGAAGUUUCAUUGGACGAAGGUCUUUCAUUUUUCAUUUUAAAUGGUGAAGAAAGCUCAGAUGGCCAAGCUUUGGACCAGUCUUUAGAGCAGAGAUCAAUAAAUGAUAAAUACCAAAGGCACAUUUCAUCUUGUGAUAAUUCACAAAAUUUUGCUGAGAGCCAAGAUGAAAAUUUUAUGGAAGAAGUCAUUUAUCCAGAUUUACUUGAAGUAAAAGCUGCUGGAUAUGAAGAUGAUCAAGAACAAGCCAAAAAACAGGCAAACAUAUUUGUGCCAAGUAGUUCUCCAGGUAAUGUUCUUUUCAUAUAA
This is a messenger RNA of Orycteropus afer afer, 741 nucleotides long. Lineage: Eukaryota; Metazoa; Chordata; Mammalia; Tubulidentata; Orycteropodidae. The record is from RefSeq and is a predicted model, not a curated record.